Molecule: messenger RNA, 2260 nt
Organism: Pelodiscus sinensis (Chinese soft-shelled turtle)
Lineage: Eukaryota; Metazoa; Chordata; Testudines; Trionychidae
Gene: CREG2
Product: cellular repressor of E1A stimulated genes 2
Source: RefSeq, a predicted model, not a curated record
GAGUGUAAACUGAAUCUAAUCCAUCUCUCAGCCAGUUUUCACCACAGGAGGGUGCUGUUAUCAUUCCAAAGGUUCAGGUUUUGCAAGGUUCAGUGUGGAUCUUAGCGUGGAGUGUUUAUUACAAAAUGUCUGUGUGCUGCUGUCAAAUACAGCUGAGGAAAAGGACUACAUCAAUAUCCUGGUUUUCCUGCAUUCUGUGGUGCAGUGUGAUGAUGUCUCCUGCAUUGGGGUACGUGAUAGUCAACUCUGUUUCGUGGUCAGUUACCAAUGAGGUGGAGGAAGAAUUGGACAGCUCCUCAAACGAGGAAGCUCUCCCUGCACUUCUGGAAGACACGACUAGCAUCUGGAAGCAGAGCUACCCAGCCUCUGUUUACAAAGAAGAUGUUGAAAUGAGGUCAAGGCCAGUGGCUGGGAGAUCCAAGGAAAUCUCCUCUCCUUCUAGGAUGUUUUCCUACAGGAGAGAGAGUAUCAAAGGGACAGAGAGCAUCACUCCUCAGGAGCAGGCAAUCAGAACUGCCCGUUUCCUGACCCAUUAUAACAGCUGGGGCUUCUUGGCUACCGAGUCCACCCAGGAAAAGAUCCAGGGUGUACCUUUUGGAAAUUGUUUACUGCUCAGUGAUGGGCCCGUCAAUAACAGCACUGGAAUACCUUUCUUUUAUGUGACUUCAAAGGACAACACUGUGACUGAUCUGAUGAAGAACUCCAGGGCAUCACUGACAUUGCCAGAGGCAGAAGGAGAUUUCUGCAGAAAAAAUAUAAUAGAUCCUGAGGAUCCAAGGUGUGCUAGAGUGACUCUCACAGGACAGAUGGUCAUGGUACCUCCAGAGGAAAUGGAAUUUGCCAAGCAAGCAAUGUUUUCUAGGCACCCAGGUAUGAGGAAGUGGCCUCGUAGCUACGAAUGGUUCUUCAUGAAAAUGAACAUUGAGCACGUCUGGCUUCAGAACUGGUAUGGAGGAGUUUCCACUAUUUCAGUGGAAGAGUAUUUCAAAACAGUUCCAAAUAAAGAGUGAUUGGGUUUAAAAUAUCUUCACAGUUUUCAUAUUUGUUUUGCAAUUUUUCCCCAAUACUAUGUUGUUGAAUGGGUAUUUUACAGUGAUUUUUUUUCAAACCCAUUCAAAUUGGCACCAUCCUUUUUUACUUGGAACAAAUGUUACUAAAACAAUAUGGAUCUUUAUAUUAAAAAUGAUUUAUGGAUGGUAAAUCCUACAUUUUAACACACAAUCUUGGCAUUUCAGAUAGGCUCUAUAAUUUCGUGAAUGCUAAUUAAAAAUGUUUUGAACUGCUUGUUUUGAUUUUGAGGGUCAUCCACUCAUGUGCACUUACAAUAUAUGCUAAAUGUUCCAUUCUGAUUUACAGAAAAACAAAUAGCCUAUACAAAAAAUAAAUUCUGUAUAUUGUAGAAGUAUUAUUGCUACUUGCUAUAUAAUUUUGUAGGUGUUCUAAGCUAAAUACCCCGAUGGCAACUAUAAAUAGAUGUUUUAAGUUUGUGUUGUAAUAUUUUAAUGAUGAGAUCCUUAUUUUGGAAUGUGUUUUAGUCACACCCAUUUCCAAAUUAUCCAAUUAAAUGUUGAGCUUGGAAAUUGAGAGGAAAGAGAUGUGGGUCUUGCUGGCUGUUGCAAUGGCAAAGUCCAAGCAGAUCAAACAAAACAAAUCCAGUACAUAGUGUCUUUUACCAGCACAAGUGUGAUUAAACAUAUUGAAGGGUCAAACAAAAAUCAGAUCCACCACAGGAUAAUUCCAAUACACUUGUCAACAUUCUUUUUGAAAAAUGUUACCUCUGCUAAACCUGUUUUAGAUUAUGAGAUAGAAGAAAUAGUGAAUUACUUGCUGGCAUAAGGCUUUAUGUUUUUCACAUCCAGUCUCUCCCCUCAGUUUCAUUAACACAUUCCUGAGAGAGGCUUUCACAGCUGGUUUCUGGUUCAGCCCAGUGGCGGAGCCAGUCCUUUAAUCUUGUUCCCUAGAACAAGACAGGUUUAAAAGGGAGUUUCUUUGACAUGGUCUUUGUAAAGGAAGCCUGGAAUAAUUUAGUAGCAUUUUGAGUCUAAAACCCAAGCAAAACACUUUCAUUUUCCCUAUUGGAAAAGUCAAAACUUCACUGUAAAGCACAUAUUGGACUGGUGAUUUUUUUUUCUGCAGGGGCAAGUGGGACUGCUUAUCAGUCUUUUGCUCCUGAUUUCUUUACAAUAACUAAGGUUAUUAUCUACACCAGUGUUUCUCAAAGUGUUCCAUGGGCCCACUUUGGGAAAGCCACUAGUAGGCC